AUGGAGUCUGCUUUGCAUGGCUCUAAUUUUCCCCCACUUUCCACUUCUUCUCCUGUUACCAAGGUUCCUUCCUCUUUGAAGGACUGGUGUAACAUUUUUUCUCCAGCUCAAAGCUCUCCUUCGUCCAAGAGCUUCAGUUUUUCUCAUCAUCCGCAUGAGCCUGAAGUUAUUCCUUUCUCUUGUGAGAAACUUGCCUCUGGCAGUGAGGACUGGAGCCUCUGCCUUGUUGGUUACUCCAUUGGUCGGAGACCUUUUUAUGAAGCUCUUUUGGGAGCUAUCAACAAGACCUGGUCUUUGAAAGGUUCACUCAAGCUUCUCUCUCUGAGUGAUGGUUUCUUCCUUCUUCGUUUCUCUUGCUCUGAAGAUUUUGAGAUGGCUUGGUCAAAGGGAGUGUGGUUUCUGCUUGGUAAGCCAUUUGUCCUCCAAAAAUGGCACCCCAAAUUUAAGCCGAAAAGAGAAGACUUCGCUGAAGUGCCUAUUUGGAUCAAGAUCCAUGACUUGCCUUUGGCUUGCUGGAAUUCGGAGGGGAUCUCGCAGAUUGCUAGCAAGGUCGGUAUUCCUGUUGCUGCUGAUCAACUGACGACGCAAAAAUCUAGGCUUACUUAUGCUCGUGUUUGCGUUCUUGUGGACAGUAAGGCCUCUUAUCCUGAAGUUAUUAAAGUUUCCCUAGAUGGUGAUAUUUCUGAACUUAGAGUUCAAUAUGAAUGGAGACCUUCUCCUUGUGAACAUUGUCAGUCUUUGGUUCAUGAUUCCGCUGCAUGCCCUAAAAAUCCAAAUCCGAAGAUCACGGAGCCUUCUACCUCUAAGCCUUUUGUUAGAGGUAGAAGUUUCAGUAAAAAACCAUCUAGCAGGAACAUAUCUCGUUCCAGACCUCCCAAAGCGAAUUCGGCUGUGAUCAUCUCCAAAGAAAAAGAAAUUGUUAAUUUGGGUAUUACUAUUCCUUUGCACUCGAAUAGCAUUGGGCAACCUGUUCACUACCAACGCCAUUCCCCUCCGCCGUCUGAUAAGCCACCAGUCACUUUGCCGUCCUCGGCUAUCCAAGGAGAUUCUCAUAUCAUCAAACCUUCUGUGGUGGUUUAUGAACCCAUUGGGAAUAUGUCUGGUGAUGUUAACACUUCCAUCCCGAAUUUGAAUGUAGUUGCGGAAGAGCUCUCCUCUUCCUCCUCCUCCCUUAUGGCUUCUGCCCUUAAGCCUUCUACCAGUAUCAAUUCUCCUAAUAAAUUUGAUAUUCUUACGGAUUUGGAUUCCAUGAGUAAAGAAGAUAAAGAUGUUGAUGUCCAGGAUAAGGAUUUAAAAUUGACUGGUAAGGGGAAAAAACAGGCUAUCACUGACAAUCCAAAGAAAUCUGCUAAGGGAAAGCAGAAUAAAAAAUCCCAAACCCAUCAAAAUUCUUGA
Messenger RNA from Dendrobium catenatum, 1395 nucleotides. RefSeq lists its product as uncharacterized. Lineage: Eukaryota; Viridiplantae; Streptophyta; Magnoliopsida; Asparagales; Orchidaceae. Bases 1 to 1395 code for a protein of 464 amino acids. The record is from RefSeq and is a predicted model, not a curated record. The transcript has a single exon.